Oncorhynchus gorbuscha (pink salmon) is the source of this 5138-nucleotide messenger RNA. RefSeq names its product RAB11 family interacting protein 1 (class I) a (gene rab11fip1a). NCBI's taxonomy places the organism in Eukaryota, Metazoa, Chordata, Actinopteri, Salmoniformes, Salmonidae. Gene Ontology annotation, cellular component: intracellular membrane-bounded organelle. The coding region runs from base 1339 to 3522 and encodes 727 amino acids. Gene Ontology annotation, biological process: regulated exocytosis. Gene Ontology annotation, molecular function: small GTPase binding. The transcript is spliced from 4 exons. The record is from RefSeq and is a predicted model, not a curated record.
CUCUAUUAUAACUUGAGAUCUGCGUAGCUAAGACCAAACUUUGUGCGACUCUCCCAUAAAUGCAUGGUUUUAAUAGUGCAGUUAGGAUUUGUCCUUUUCUCUGCUGUAACUCUUGUCAGAACAUCAGGUAGGCCUACAUGACAUUAGUAGGCUGACAAAGCUUACAUCUACAAUGGUAAGUGGAGCUACUAUAUACACAAUGUACUUCACUGCUGAUCAGGUAACACUAACCAAUAAACAUUUUCUGUCUCAGUAUUUUGCUCAUGGGGUGCUAGACGGUUUUCAUGUUAUUUCCAGUUAACUAGUUUUAUAGCAUAUGCAACACAUCACGGUGACUGCCUUGGCAGCCUUUCAUCUAACCAUACAUGUAGCUCUCCAAUUAUUAUUAUUUUAAAUAAACCACUUUAUCUUACUGCAUUCUUAGAACUCUCCUAAAAUCCUUAUUUUCACUCAAAUUGCUGUAUGUUGUCCUGAUUGAAUAGCUGUGGUGAUGAGUGUUUUCCUUGCUUGCUAUCCAACGGAACUUUAAGUGGUUUUAAUAUUCCCAGUUGCUUAUGGUGGUUUGGGGAUUAGUGAUCAGAUGGUGGUAUGGUUUAGGUUGAAUUAUCUGUACACUAGAUCAUGUCUCCAAUCUACACUGGCUGCAAUUAGCCUAGUAUUCUGAGUUUCAUCUUCGUUCCUCUUGAUCGUCUUUUUAAAGAUGGAAUCCGCAGUAGGAGAAAUGGUGCCACUCCACUUCACAGCCGUAGUUAUUAUUUUGUUGACGAAGCGUAGGUGAGGCGUAGUUAAAAAUAAGUUUUAAAAACUUUUAAAAACACUGUACAUAUUCUGCUGUUCUAUUGUGCAUGCAGUGAUGGGUGAGGGGGGGGGCGUGUUUGCAGUAACUUAUUUGUUGUAAUAUCGCAAAUGGACGUUGCAGUUUCACCAUUAAGAAUUCCAGCUUUAAGGCUCUUAUAAAAGCCUUGACAAACAUGAGCGUGGAUCACCAUUGUGAAUUCCAUCUGGCGCGUGAUGGACCUGUUUGGCCACUGUGCUGAUUGGUCUGCAGUGUGGAAUCUAGGUGUGUCUGAGACUGGGUGAUAUAGUGCAGAACAGGUUGGGAGGGCUGAAGUGAGCUAACACUGGGUGACUAAGUACAUUGGGACUAUCUUCUGGUGCAAACAAGGCUGUUUUUUUUCUCUCUCAUCUACUUCUGGAUUUAUUUUAAUCUUUCUUUCCUAAUGGCAGAUUAGUGGAGUCCCUGAAGCAGCCUGAAACCCCCGACAGACUCCCAUAGGCUGCAAACGCCCUCCCUGCGCUGAAUCCUUUCUCUCUAGCGUCCCCUCUGAGUCUCCUGAUAUGUUCUCCAACCUCCACUCCUCCCUUGCUCCCACUAAGGUGCGGAUGAGCCCCUCCAAGUAUCCCUACAGCAGCACUGAGAACCUGGCUGCCAUAGGAUCUUCCCCCAAUGGAUCUGACAAGAAGCGGCGAGAUCCUCUGUCCCCCAGCCCAAUGGAACCGCAAAGCCAUGGAAAAUCCAAUGCAGGCUUCAGAAUUGUCUCUGCCAAAUCUGCUGUUGCAAGUGGCGAUCCUGUGCCAAUUAAGGCGGUUGAGGGCAAAAUACCUCCUCUACCUCUUCCUGACUACAAUAGCCUGUUCCCACAGAAGAGACAUGGAGUACAAGGGCAGACUCGAUGGGACCAUAUAAUUGCAGAGGUGAAUCAGAGACAGCAAGAAUAUGUGCCUCAGCUCAUUGGUAAAGAGAUGAGUGUGGAUGGCCCAGACCUCGACUCACCAGGACCUCCACGCAAUGAUAAAUAUUCCUACUUGCAGGAGCGGGCAGCAGAGCACUUAUACCAGCAACAGACACAAGUUCAGAAAGUUCAAUCUACCUCUUUGAGGAGCAUAGGGCCCAGCAGUUUGCCAGCACUCACUCCCCCUUCCAAACCAGUAGCUGCAGUCCCCCUUAGACUAGUGGUCGACUCUAACACAAACCAAGACCAGAGCACUAUACAGGCUAAUCCACCUGAGGCGCCCAAUACCUUUGUCUCCAAAGUCUUGGUCUCUACAAAACCCAUGGUUCAGAAAAGAGACUUACCCUCCAUGACACCUCGGGAGGAUGCAAAGAAGGUGAUAAACACAUAUUUUGCUACAGCCAGUGAUGGCAAACCUGUUUUCUCAACAGAAAAACAUAGACCUCCAUCACAAGUGGUUUUGGUGUCAAGUUCUACAGAUGAACCUAAAGGACUGCCAAACACUCCCAAAGAGAUCCCCACAGCCAAACCCAGGCAAAGGUUAGUCCGCAAAGAGCCAUUGAGACCUGCAGAUCAUGAGCAGACAUUCGCAGGGUCUACCACUGUAGAGCAGGAGAACAGAUUGGAGAGGAGAGCCUUCAACCUCGAUAUCAUGAGAAGGAGUAGUCCAGUGACUGCAAAGAACACUGAGGUGACUGCUUACAAUGAAAAGCAACUCUUGUUUGACUCUGCAGAAAGCGACAUUGAUAAAAAAACACAGUUGGAACACAUUAUGAAAGCGAAGUUUGCUGAACUUGACCCCUUCCCCAUUGCCGAUAUCCUGCCUAAAGACCCAUGGGCCCAACCAAAGCCAAGCCACAGUGGAGAUUACUUGUUCACUGGAGAACCACAGAGAAACCGCAAGCUUAAAGAACAGGCAAUGACAACUGAUGACUUGGAUAAACUUUUCGCGCCAAACAAUCCAACGGAUCCCUUUGCCAGUUUUAGUGAUGGUGACUCGGAUGAACCUCAAGAGCAGGAAAAAACGGAAGAGCACAGUCCUGCUUUUCAAAGGAGAUUUUCCCAAAUUAAAAAGAAACAAGGAGCACCCCAGCCUUCAGUUAAUUCAAGUAAUAAAACUGUUAUUGGAAAAAAUGAGCUAGUUAAACAAAACCCUUCACCCAGAGAAGACCAGCUGAUCAUCUCAGCCGCUACAACAGGAUGUGUAAAACUGGCGCCUCAAAAUACUAGACAAAGUAAACUCUAUGGCAGAGAUGGGGUGGAAUCUCAAGACAAGUGGGCAGCAGACCCUUUUACUUCCUCCUCCCAUGUACCUUCUGUCCUGACUUCUCCUGAGCCCCCCCAGUCUGUAGUGCGAGAGCUUACCUCACAGACCGGGGAAAAGACCCUGCUACGGGCCUUUGUCUCACCCUCUGAGGUGCUGCCACUCACUGUGCUGAGUAGCAAUGGUGGUGGGCCAGCCUCAACUCCAUGCAGGCCUCACCCAGUGAAGCCCAUGAGCUCCAUAGAGAGCCAAGCUCCCAUUAGUACCCCGGUAGUUGGAGAGAUGUUGACUUAUGACCGCACCCUGGGGAAGAUGAAGGCGCCAGGCAUGGUGGAGAGUGGGCCCUACACCCAGCUGACCCAGGAGGAGUUGAUUACCCUAGUGGUGAAGCAGCAGACGGAGCUCUCCAAGAAAGACUCAAAGAUCGUUGAGCUGGAGGAGUACAUAGACAACCUGCUGGUGCGUGUAAUCGAGGAGAAGCCCAGCAUCCUGUUGGGCCUCAACUCUGUCAAGCAGGCCCUGUAAGUUAUGAGGAGUGGACCAGGGAACUGCAAGAUCGAGGGAGAUAUUUAGGCUUCCACUCCAACAUCCCCUGUAGUUUGUGUGCGUGUUUAUUUUAUUUUAUUGCUGUCACUAUGUAUUGGAUCGAGCAAUCUCUUAUUUCCUUUGAGCAUAUGCACUUUUUUUUUGUCUCCAUGAGGAGUUGGACUAGGACAAUCUCGAGGUUUCUUUUCAGAAUGCUGGAAUGUAUGCUGAAUAGUUUUUAAAUGUUUUUUUUCUAGAACGAUCACUCGAUGCUACAUCGCAUCAAAUUAUUUGACAAGGUUUUGAAAAUGAAUGGCUUGUUGUAACACUAUGGUACUGGAAUUUCUUUUUUAUACUCAUUUACCAUAUGCAAACAUCUCUUGUCAUUGCGUUGGUACUUUAUAUGCUGUAUAAACCAUAAUUGGCCCUCAUUAGGCAAAAUGGAACUGGAAGCUCUAGGUAUGUUGAUGUCCAUGUCACUGAUGAAAUAUCUCUGGCCAUGCCUUUGCACAGUGGUUCCAUGUUGCCUACAAUUUAGUGGAUUUUAAUUAGGCCAUCUAGCUACUUUGGUGUCCCAAAGCCUUAACACAUCUAAUAAUAUGCUGGUUAGUGUUUGUUUUGUUGCAUUCUUAAACCUUGAACUUUCCUUGUUUUUCUAGGGUUAUGUUUGAUCCUUUUCUUUAAAUGAUCAUGACGUGCCUUGGCGCUACCCCUUCUUGGUGUAUUCAAUCAAACACAAGUGUUAAUCUAAGACCAAAUCGCAUUAUUGCGGGGUAUGGUACAAGUACGUUAACCCUCAAAGUAAAUGUAGCCUCAUAGUGACAUUUCAGAUACACAGUGGUCUUACCUUAUUAGCCUAGUUUGUUGAAGCGUUAUUGGACCUGUGAUUUUAGGCUAGUUCACACAGGGUUUGAUUGGAAAUGCAUAUAUGUCAACAUUGCUUAUUUUAGCUUUUUAGUUGCCUUUUUCCUUAUUUUAGUUGUUUACACUGCCAUCUUUUUAAUGUGUCUAAAGGCGGAAAACAUCAUUUACAAAACCAGCGAUGGAUAGAGAACCAGGAAUUUAUUCCAUGUUUGAGGCAGUAGUGUGGAUUUGGUCACGCUAACUAUAGAUGGAGAGAGACCUGCUGUUCACUGUUUUCUUUCUUUUAUGUCUGUAGUAUCUACUCACUUGACUGUGCAGAGCACAAUCUUUUCUAUUUAUGCAAAAUAAUGUAAGUGCACAACAUGUCAAAUAUUUUAUGCAAGAUUAAUGACUAAGUUCAAAUCGUUACACUUUGAGAAAGAUCUUCCAAUAUAUUUAGGCAUUAUGAAUGUAGUUUCAAAAUUAAUCUUGUCCUUGUUAGAUUGAAUGCCUUUUUAUUAAGCAGUAGGCUUACAACUUGUGUAAAUCUCUGUCUCUGAAUGUAAUCUACUCUAUGUUUCUUCGGUGCCUAUGCCUUUGUGAAAUGUCAUAGCAAUAAGAAACAAUAUAAAUUAUAAACAUUUCUGAUUGUGCCUUCAGGGAUUUUACUCAUAAGACUUUGAUUACUGUAAAAUCUGGAUUCCUUAAUAGUUACACUGAAUUUAAACAAAAAAGGUGUGAUAUUUUCAAUUGAAAUAAAGUAUAGUAAAUCA